Messenger RNA from Chlamydomonas reinhardtii, 1824 nucleotides. RefSeq lists its product as uncharacterized. Lineage: Eukaryota; Viridiplantae; Chlorophyta; Chlorophyceae; Chlamydomonadales; Chlamydomonadaceae. The transcript has 2 exons. Gene Ontology annotation, cellular component: ribosome. Gene Ontology annotation, molecular function: structural constituent of ribosome. Bases 191 to 1474 code for a protein of 427 amino acids. Gene Ontology annotation, biological process: translation. The record is from RefSeq and is a predicted model, not a curated record.
GCCCAUUUAUUCGUUCCAACAUCUAUCAUAUAAGUGGAAGAGACGCACAAAGUUCCGAGGGACGUAUUUUGUAGCCGACCAGCCAGAACCUUGCCCAACACGAUCGAAACAUAGUACGCGAUAAUCAAACAAUAAGAAGCUAGGGCAUAGGGGCUCUGGGCCCCUGACUGGUGUGUUUCUGCUGGGCUCAAUGCUGGCUGGUGCGCUGCGUGGGUGCGCCAGCGAGUCCGCAUUUGCAUGGCGACAAGUGGUUUCUGCAGCUGCGGCCGCAGGAUCAUGCAGCGGCUCGGCAGGUAGACUGAUGGUGUCGUCGCCGUGUGGAGUGGCGCAGACUUCCUCACCGCUGCAGCGCUGGCUCUUUCAGGGCUUGCGUAGCAGCUCAACGGGAGCGGCGAGCAUCAGCGGUGGUCUCAGCGAGGCCGGGAGUCUGCCGCCGCUGGUGUUGCGCCGGGUCGACGACGAAGCCCUCUCGCCACACCCUCCUACCACCGACGUGGGGCCGCUCACGGUCCGCUACCCCUUCCCCAUCGAAUACUACAAGGACCGCGAGGCUGUCAUAUACUCGCUGGACGAGCGGCCUUUGGGGUUAGCGCCGCUGCCCGGCGCCGCCUUCAACGUGCCGGUUCGUAUAGACAUCCUGCACCGCGUGGUGCGCUACUGGCGCGCCAAGUGGCAGCAGGGCACGCACAAGGCCAAGAGCCGCGCCGAAGUGAGCGGCGGUGGCAAGAAGCCCUGGAAUCAGAAGAAGACGGGCCGCGCGCGGCAGGGCUCCAUUCGCUCGCCGCUGUGGAAGGGCGGCGGCGUGUCGCACGCGCCACGCCCCCGCUCACACGCGCACGCGCUGCCGCGCAGCACGCGGCUGCUGGGCAUGCGCUGCGCGCUGUCGGCCAAGAUCAACGAGGGCCGCUUCUUUGUGGUGGAUGACCUCAUCAACCUGCGCGCGGCGCCGCUACAGGACGCCGAUGACGCGGCUGCGGCUGCAGGGGUUGCGCAGCCGGCGCCCCUAGCCUCUGGCUACCUCUCAGCGCUCAAGCCCGCGAGCGGGCCUGGCAGCGACAGCAGCAACAAGAACCCGGCGCGCUGGAGCCGGCACGGGCUGUCGCCGGCGGACCGGCCCAUCCGGGAGUACGGCGAGCUGAAACGGCGGCUGGGUGCGCUGACGGAAGGCAGCUUCGGCAGCUCGUGGCUGCUGGUGGACAGCGGCGAGGCCGGCCGCGACGGCGGGCUGCGGCUGCGCAAGCUGCUCAAGUGCUCGGUGGUGAUGGAGGUGGUCUCGCCGGAGGAGCUCACAGUGUACCACGUGCUCAAGUACCACCGCCUGGUGGUGACGCGGGACGCGCUGCAGCGCAUCAGCGAGGCGCUCACGCGGCCGCACCGCGUGACCAAGCCGGUGAAGCACGCCUGGUGGGCGCGGCGGCGGCAGGCGAUUGAUGCGGCGGUGCAGGAGCUAACGCAGGCGGAGGCGCAGGCGUGAACGGGCUGUGCGGAGUAGUGUCCGAGAUUGAUGUGUCCCGGAGCGGGCUUUACUGAGGGUUGAAGUGCUUUCAAGGUGGCGCUCCUUUUAUGGCAGCGUGUCAACGAGUGGUGUGUGUGAAUCGAGGCUGCACAAGGGGCAGAGCGUUUCUGAGUGAUCUGUGAUUCCAAGUUAGGAUGAGCGGAUCUGAGCCCGAUGACUUGAUACACAGACUGCGGUGGCGCCAUCGGACGGAGUGUUGAGGCAAACGCCCGGUCGAGGAAAACUAUUGUCGCAGUGUCGCUGCGGGUGUAGCCCGUGGCGAGGGGCGCCAUGGCAUUGCAGCGCAAAGAGCAGCGUACAUUGAAAUC